Molecule: messenger RNA, 453 nt
Organism: Lobosporangium transversale
Lineage: Eukaryota; Fungi; Mortierellomycota; Mortierellomycetes; Mortierellales; Mortierellaceae
Product: 60S ribosomal protein L17/L23
Exons: 4
Coding region: 1-420 (139 amino acids)
Biological process (GO): translation
Cellular component (GO): ribosome; cytosolic large ribosomal subunit
Molecular function (GO): structural constituent of ribosome; large ribosomal subunit rRNA binding
Source: RefSeq, a predicted model, not a curated record
AUGAGUGCAAAAGGAGGGGCUUCUUCUGGAAACAAAUUCCGUAUGACUUUGGGUCUGCCUGUUGGUGCUGUUAUGAACUGCGCCGACAACUCUGGCGCUAAGAACUUGUACGUUAUUUCUGUUAAGGGAAUUCACGGUCGCCUUAACAAACUCCCUGCCGGUGGUGUUGGCGACAUGGUCAUGGCAACUGUCAAGAAGGGCAAGCCUGAGUUGAGGAAGAAGGUUAUGCCUGCUGUCAUCAUCCGCCAGCGCAAGGCCUGGCGUCGUCGUGAUGGUGUCUUCAUCUAUUUUGAAGACAAUGCUGGUGUUAUUGUCAACCCCAAGGGUGAGAUGAAGGGAUCUGCCAUCACUGGUCCCGUUGGUAAGGAGUGCGCUGAUUUGUGGCCCCGUAUUGCUUCCUGUGCUGGUACCGUCGUCUAAAUCUCAAAAUAUCAACAAUCCAUAGAAAGCAAU